Marasmius oreades (fairy-ring Marasmius) is the source of this 1122-nucleotide messenger RNA. RefSeq lists its product as uncharacterized. The transcript is spliced from 7 exons. The coding region runs from base 247 to 1008 and encodes 253 amino acids. The record is from RefSeq and is a predicted model, not a curated record. Lineage: Eukaryota; Fungi; Basidiomycota; Agaricomycetes; Agaricales; Marasmiaceae.
CGCCCGGUGCCAUGUCCAUUUUUUUCCCGGAUAGCAAAUUUGAACGUUCAGUUGGUGGACUGGCGAGCUUUGCAGACGUCCCCGAAAAGCCCUGAAAAGCCGAGAAAGGGCAUCACUCAGAACUUCUAAUGCAUACAGAAGCCCGAUGCAUCACCGACCCCAGCGGCCCAGGAGAACGUUUCGUACAAAAGAGCAAUCAUUUAGCCUCGCAGUUGUAUCCUCCCUCCCUCCACCCUCGCCCAUCUGAUGACCACGGCAGCCACACUGUUCGGCGCAGACUCGCCCUUUGAUCCCUAUCACAAACUCGUGACUUCGCCUUUUUUCUCGCCUACUCUUCUAGCAUGUUUCCGAGCUUUGGUGGCCCUCUACACGACUGCUACGCUGGUAUUCAUCCUUGCAUACGACGGCACCGUCACCAAAGAUGUUCAAACGGACUUUUCUUAUCUCACGGACCUCACCUUCAUUGGGAUAUGCUCGUACUACUGGGCAUCCUUAGUUCAGACUGUUUGGUAUAUCAGAAGAGGCUUUGAAGGGUAUCCGUUACAGAAUUGGGGGAAAACGUUACAGGUCUUGCAUUUGAUGCUACAAAACACGGUGUUGAAUCUCCCUAUCAUUGUCACCAUCGGUUUUUGGUCCCUUAUUGCCACUCCGUCUAGUGUUGACACGCCUGUUAAACUGCUAUUUACGAACAACCCCCCGCCACAAUGGAUAUUCCUUCCGUUCAUGAUACUCAUACUUGGACUCUACACCGCUCUCGCAUAUGUAUCACAUGCUACUCAAGGGUUCUAUUCUUAUGAAUUUCUCGAUCCAGAGAAACAGCACUCACUCGUAGCUGCGUACGUUCUUGGGAUCGUCAUUGGGGAAAUUCUGAUCUUCGCUGUUGUGUGGGGAAUUAUGAACCUGAGGGGAAAGGUAUUCCCUGCCAGCGUGAGGAAGACUGGCAGUGAUCUUGAGACGAAAGGUCGAGACGAUUACACUUACGAUUCACUUGUAACUAACGUUAAUUAGUUAUGGUAAAUUACUCAGUAGCCACAGAUUGUUAUUUUUUAUUGUCGAGUAAAGGGAGAAAGAUCGCGGUUCCUCUAUCCUCAUACAUUGAUUCAAUAAACUCUUGUAACCGAC